Messenger RNA from Pseudovirgaria hyperparasitica, 1259 nucleotides. Its product is annotated as S-adenosyl-L-methionine-dependent methyltransferase. Bases 139 to 1050 code for a protein of 303 amino acids. The record is from RefSeq and is a predicted model, not a curated record. The transcript has 5 exons. Lineage: Eukaryota; Fungi; Ascomycota; Dothideomycetes; Acrospermales; Acrospermaceae.
GCGGGGUCGAGCCAGAACACUUUCGGUCGUAUGAUACUAUUAGGAGUCGAGGAUAUCGAUAAAGCGAGUUAACAUUCCAUUCAUCAUUAAAGACCGACAAUACUUCUUCUUCUUCUUCUUUACUUGAUAAGAAUCGACAUGAGCGCUGCAGUUAUACAGUCAAGUCAUUCCGAUGACUUUAAGAAGCCACAAAGUGCUCCGAGGGAUUAUGCUUUCGUUCGGGAAUGGAAUGAUGCAGUUAGACUCGCGCAGCAGCAUUGGAUAUGGUCCUAUAUCAUGGAUGAGAAGUACCCGCUACAUCCAGCAGCACAAGCUCUUGUCAGCGCGGACAAUCCCACUCGUGAGCCGGUCCAUAUAGCAGAUGUCGGCUGUGGAAACGGGACCUGGCUUCUUGACUUGUACCGCAAGAUGCCUCAAACCAUGUGCGACAAAGUGUUUUACGUGGGGACGGAUCUUUCGUCGGACUAUCUGCCACCGACUGGGGACAUGCCACAGAACAUGACGUUUUCUACCCUUGAUUUGUAUGGUGACAUGCCGGCCGACUUUAUCGGAAAGUUCGACGUUGUCCAUAUCCGCAUGUUUGCGGUAGUGGUCAAGGGUAAUGAUCCAACAUCUUUGUUGCAGAACGUUGUGAAGAUGCUGAAGCCAGGUGGUAUCCUCCAAUGGGACGAGAUGGCAGUCGCAUCCUGCAGGGCCAUCGCUUCAAUCAAUGGUGUCAGUACGAUGGCUUCGGAGGAGUGGAUCAAGGCCCUCUUUGAGAAGUUCAAGAUUAGUUUCGACUCGUCAUACGAAUGGAUCCUACAUCUGAGCGAAUACUUUGAGACAGUGGGUCUGAAGAUCGUUGACUCAGUGCACAUGGAAUGUCCGAAGGAGCUUCGACGAACCAUGACCAGUAACAUCAUCACAGCUUCUGAAAAUCUGUCACGAUCUAUGUCCAGAGAUGAAAGCUGGAUUGGCAAAUGGAGUGCGAUGAUGGCAGAGGUCAACCAGGGUGUCUGUAUGGUUCAAGAUACGGUGAUGGUGGUCGGACAGAAGCCUACUAUAUCGUAAAUCUGACAAGCACUGCCACAUAAUGAUAUAGUAGACUCGUAGUCACCACAGCACGCGUUAGCUUUUUGGUCAGAAAGGGGCACUUCAGUGAGGCUCUUGACACACGAUGUACCAACCUCCUGCAGUGUAGAUAUCCCCAGAGCAUCUUUAACGUGCUAUGUUCAUGUUAACAAGCGCAAAAAUACUACAGCAUCAAUAAUAUAGUGAGC